Aspergillus melleus is the source of this 3363-nucleotide messenger RNA. Its product is annotated as DEAD/DEAH box helicase. Gene Ontology annotation, molecular function: ATP binding; ATP-dependent chromatin remodeler activity. Bases 1 to 3363 code for a protein of 1120 amino acids. The record is from RefSeq and is a predicted model, not a curated record. NCBI's taxonomy places the organism in Eukaryota, Fungi, Ascomycota, Eurotiomycetes, Eurotiales, Aspergillaceae. The transcript is spliced from 3 exons.
AUGGCGUCUCAUGCUGCUAUGCUCUUGGACCCAAGAGCGUACAGAAAGCAAAUGCACAAAAAUGACCGGUCGGAGUCCGGGAAAUCAUCGCAGAGUAAUACCCGUUCCCCUACCGCGCCCGCCGGCACCGCCUCCGCGGCGCAACGAUUCCUCAGUCCCCAACGUCGUGGCCGGACUUCCGUCAAGUCGAGUCCUAGGUCGAGUUCCCAGCUCCAGUCACUCGAGUCGCAUACCGACAGUGCAACUUCAUCGCCGCAGCCCUCCGAGAAAGCAGAGCCCGAGUUGGAAUUCACAUUUACGAGCGCGCAGAGCGACGAUGAACAUGAUGCGAAGCGUGGCUGUGAUCAGCUCGACACCGGGGCGGAUCUGCGCCAUGGUAGCUUAAUUGAGGAUAUGUAUGGGGUGGAGAGGCGAGUGAAUCCACCUUACAAGAAAAUAAAAAUGAAGGACGAGCAAGAUGGCCCGCCCAAGAAAGGGAAUUUUGCCGCCACUGGGGACAGCGGAUUGGGCAAAUGGAUGAAGGAAGAACAGUCAACACCAGAAGCGUCUCUUCCGGUGACCCCAGAUGUUGUCGAUUUGACCCUUGAUGCCCCAGCUGCAUCCACCAGCGAUGACGAUCUGCAAGUCACCGGCUCGAACAACCUUAGCAUCCAAAGGGUCUGCUAUGGAAAGAUUGAAAAUGCAAUGAUCCAAGCUAUUAUGGUUCCGAAACCUGCUGGCGGAACGAUCUUCGGUGAUACAAAUUGGCCGUCAAUGAAAUUAGGGGUACACCGUAUUGCAACUCAGGGAAACAUUCGCAUCGACGUCUCGGAUCCCCAUGGCAACAUUUUUGGAGCUGUUGAUACGAGGACCGCCUCUGCGAUAGCUCCGCUUCUUGACUCGCCGGGUUUGAAGGUGGACAUCACUGCACGAUUGGACUAUCGGCAGCGAAAACCGAGUGAAUGGCCCGGGGAAUGUUGUUCAGAGUUCUAUCGGGCUUCGAUUAACUUAUACGGUCUAAGAAAGGAUGCAGAGCUCGUCGGAAAUCACCUGGGACAGCGUAAUGUUUGGCUUGGCACCCCGUUCAGCGUGGAACAAGGAGUGCCGGUGUUCAACCCACAUGCUGAGAAAAGACGCGCCCAGGCCGGCCUCUUGCCCGCAGCCGCUGCUCGAGGCCGACCCGGUGUCAGUUACGAAGUACGGUCGGCGGAGGAAGUGAACAAUGCAGUGAUGAAGAUGUUUGAUCAGCUUCAGAGUGCUGAGAACGUCCCUGAGAUGGACACUCCUUCUCUUUUGAAAACGCCUUUGCUUCGGCAUCAAAAGCAGGCCCUCUGGUUCAUGACCGAAAAAGAGAAGCCGCGCAAGUUCGGGCCCAAGGAGAAAGACAACAAUUCUCUUUGGAGAAUCGAGUACUCCGCCAGCGGCAAGCAGAAAUACCGCGAGAUUAUCAGCGGCAUCACGAUGGAUGAAGAACCCCCGCAAACCCUGGGCGGGCUCUUAGCAGAUAUGAUGGGUCUUGGUAAGACACUGAGCAUACUCUCUCUUGUCGUGUCCUCCUUAGAGGAGGCACGUAACUGGGCGCCAUUGCCUCCACCCACGGACAUGGUGAAAGAUAAUCCAGGAAUUCGCAACAGUAAAACCACGCUGCUCGUGGUUCCAUUGACUGCGGUGAACAAUUGGGUCCUGCAGAUCAAGGACCAUUUGAAGACGGGAGCCGUUUCCUACUACGUGUUUCACGGCUCAGGGCGCACUAAUAACGUUGAAGAAUUAUCGCAGUAUGACCUGGUGAUCACAACCUACAGUAUCGUGCUCAGCGAACUGUCCGGCAGGGGCGCAAAACGGGGUGUGAGCCCUCUGACAAAGAUGAAUAUGUUCCGAAUCGUCCUGGACGAAGCACACACCAUCCGAGAGCAGACGGCCGCACAGACCCAAGCCAUUUUCAAGCUUAACUCGCAGCGCAAGUGGUCUGUCACCGGAACGCCGAUCCAAAACCGGCUCGAGGAUCUCCUCUCUGUGACCAAAUUCCUCGGGCUCUUCCCGUACAACGACCGGACCAACUUCGGAAUGCACAUUCUCAGUCGGUUUAAGACUGGGGAUGCCACCGUUCUGGCUAGCUUGCGUGUGCUCGUGGACUCAUUCACGCUUCGUCGGGUCAAGGACAAGAUCGAUAUUCCCGCCAGAGAAGACCGGAUCGUUUUAUUGGAGUUCUCCGACAAGGAAAGGCAAUUGCAUGAUUUCUUCCGCAACGAGUCUAACGUGAUGAUGAAAGUAAUCGCUGGCGAAGACCAGAAGAUGAAGGGCCGCAUGUACCAUCACAUCCUGAAAGCGAUGAUGAUCCUGCGACAAAUUAGCGCUCACGGCAAGGAGCUACUCGACGCCGCUGACCGAGAACGGAUCAAGGGAUUGAGCGUCCAAGAUGCCAUCAACCUUGAAGAGGGCGGGGAUAAUGAUACCGCCGAAGUGUCCGACAAGAAGGCGUACGAGAUGUUCGUCCUAAUGCAGGAAUCUUCGGGGGACGCGUGUGCCACGUGCAAUAGGCGCUUGGAGGAACCAAAUUCUGAUUCUGGCCCCGUGGACCGGCAAACUCCCAUUGCCGUCGUACUUCCUUGUUAUGACGUGCUUUGCCCUGAUUGCUUUUCCGGCUGGAAACACGCUUUCGACAGCCGAAGCAACUCAUUGCUGCCGGAUAUCAAAUGCCAAGUGUGCGAAGGGUGGAUCCCCGCAUCGUACUCCUACAUCACCGUUGGGGGACUGCAAGAUCAUCUGAUCGAGCAAGUCAAAGCUAAGCAAAGUCGACGACAGUCUAAGGUUCUUGGAGACUACGAAGGCCCGCACACCAAGACUAUCGCUCUUGUUGAGCAGCUUCAAGCCACGGCUGAAGAGAGUCGGAAAUUGGGAGAUGGGGAACCGCCUUUGAAGAGCGUGGUGUUCUCCGCAUGGACGUCGCACCUGGAUCUGAUCGAGAUUGCCUUGAAAGACAACAACAUCACGAGUUUUGCACGGCUGGAUGGCACCAUGACGCUGGCGGCCCGUGGGAAAGCCCUCAAGGAAUUCCACAGCAAUAACCGGAUCACCGUGCUUCUCGCCACUAUCGGCGCUGGUGGUGUAGGACUCAACUUGACGGCGGCGUCCAAAGUGUACAUUAUGGAGCCGCAGUAUAACCCGGCGGCAGUGGCGCAAGCCGUGGAUCGCGUGCACCGAAUCGGGCAGACACGCGAGGUGACCACGGUCCAGUUCAUCAUGAAGGACAGCAUUGAAGAGAAGAUCUUCGAGCUGGCCAAGAAGAAGCAGCAGUUGGCCGAUCUGAGCAUGAACCGCGGCAAACUCGACAAGAAGGAGGUCCAGGAGCAACGAAUGAGGGAUUACCGGGGAUUAUUCAAAUGA